Molecule: messenger RNA, 1141 nt
Organism: Raphanus sativus (radish)
Lineage: Eukaryota; Viridiplantae; Streptophyta; Magnoliopsida; Brassicales; Brassicaceae
Product: high mobility group B protein 7-like
Exons: 7
Coding region: 207-728 (173 amino acids)
Source: RefSeq, a predicted model, not a curated record
UCGACAGCUAAUUCAGAUCCGUGUCGAAGGAAAAAGAAAAAAAAGAAGCCGCGGGCGGGAGUAUAUAAGCACCACAACUUGAGAGCGAAAACAAGCUUCGUUUCCCUCUCAUUGCUUCUCUGAAACUUUCUCAUCGAUUCCAUUCGAUUCGUAGGAUAACAGAAAAUUUAUUACUGGGAUCUCCUUUCGAUCGAGAAAAGAAACAGAUGGACGGUGGUGGUGGUGGUGGUGGAUCUGAAACCACCAACAACAGCAACAGCAACACCUUACUUCGCCCCAAAUUCGUCAGCGUUUUCGCUCUAUGUGAAAGAUGCAACGCGAAAUUUUGUGUGAAGUAUAAUAGUCAGCACAUUUGCAGCCUCAACGCCAAAACUGAAACUGAGGCUAAUAAGAAGAAGAAACCUGGAGAGAAGAAGAAGCUUCCUCCUCCUACUGCCUUUUAUAUUUUCAUGAAUUAUUUCCGCGAAACUUUUGAAUUUGAGAAUCCAUCUAUCAACGUUAAGAAUGUUGCAAAGCUUGGUGGUGAAAUGUGGAAGUCUUUCACUGAGGACGAGAAGAAAGUUUAUAGGGAUAAAGCUGCUCAACUUAUGGAAGAAUAUAACUGCGUAACUGAGGAUGCUGAGGAGAAACAAGCUGAAAACAAAGAAGAUGCACCAAAUGGUGGUCAAAUAGGUAGAGGUAGAGGUAGAGGAAUACUUGGUCGGCGAAAGCAAAGUCCACUUGGCUAAGCACACAUUGUUGAUCAGGUCUUACCAAAUACUGCUUCAUCCUCUUUCGGUACUUUUAAAUUCGGACUGUUCCUAUGUUUUUAAUCAGGCUGAUUCAAUAUUCUCGUUUUGUCUCGAUGUAUGACCAUACAUGCCACUAAGUAACAGACUUGCAUAAAUGAUAAUUUCUAAAUAUUUUUUUAAAAAAAUGGAGGUAAAGAACAAGAAUGGGAGAUUUUUGAUGACUACUAGAUGAACUAGAUUUAACUGUUUAUCCUGAUGCUGCAUUGUAAAUAGUUUUCUUAAGUUGGUUGUGACUUGUGAGUAAGGGAAGUCUUUUUUUGUAGCUCAUGGAUUGAUAAUUCCUUUGGUUUAUGCUUUUACCAACCAUGUAGAACUGGAAGUUAUUGUUUGGUUUUACUUAGUUACAUGUU